UGACGUCACGGAGCAGCCCGGAAACACCCGCACGUGUGCGGAGGUUUGGGCUCUGGCUCCGAUCCCCGCUGUCACCAAUCAUGGGUCGCUCCCGCCGGACGGGCGCGCACCGAGCACACUCCCUGGCCCGUCAGAUGAAGGCGAAGCGGCGGCGGCCGGACCUGGAUGAGAUUCACCGCGAGUUGCGGCCCCAGGUUCCCGGGCGACCCCGACCAGACCAGGGCGCCGAGCCUGAUCCGGACCUGCCAGGGUGUGGCCUGUAUCGCUGUUUGGCCUGCGCGAGGUACUUCAUCGAUUCUGCCAACCUGAAGACCCACUUCCGAUCCAAAGACCACAAAAAAAGGCUGAAGCAACUGAGUGUGGAGCCUUACAGUCAGAAAGAGGCCGAGAGGGCAGCAGGUAUGGGCUCCUAUGUGCCUCCCCAGCGGUUGGCAGUGCCCACAGAAGUGUCCACUGACGUCCCUGAGAUGGAUACAUCCAGCUGACACGCGUGGCAGAAGAGCUGCCCAUGGACAGUGCUGCAUGGACUAGUCUGGGAGAGACUCUUUCAACUUCUGUUAGCCCUGGAUUUGGAGAGUAGAUUGACUUCUGGGUGACCCUCCCACCUCAAACACACACAAUAAAAAAACUGGAUAAUGGGGGCUUGCCUCUGACUUGCUAAUCCCUGUGCUACUCCCCCAAACUCCUGCCCCUUAAGAGUUUCUCUACUCUUGCUGUGUCCAGGGUCUAGGGUGCUUACUCUCUACUUGAUUCAGCUUUGGAACCUGCAGUCUGGUUUUCCCUCAGGAGUCCUGGCAUCUGAACUGGAGGAGCCCAGAUGCAAUGAGAAUUGGGGUGUGGGAUC
Molecule: messenger RNA, 844 nt
Organism: Talpa occidentalis (Iberian mole)
Lineage: Eukaryota; Metazoa; Chordata; Mammalia; Eulipotyphla; Talpidae
Gene: ZNF593
Product: zinc finger protein 593
Exons: 3
Coding region: 81-485 (134 amino acids)
Molecular function (GO): nucleic acid binding; zinc ion binding
Source: RefSeq, a predicted model, not a curated record